Molecule: messenger RNA, 558 nt
Organism: Necator americanus (New World hookworm)
Lineage: Eukaryota; Metazoa; Nematoda; Chromadorea; Rhabditida; Ancylostomatidae
Exons: 1
Coding region: 1-558 (185 amino acids)
Biological process (GO): double-strand break repair via nonhomologous end joining; mitotic DNA integrity checkpoint signaling; DNA double-strand break processing
Cellular component (GO): site of double-strand break; condensed chromosome; nucleus
Molecular function (GO): single-stranded DNA endonuclease activity; DNA topoisomerase binding; double-stranded DNA binding
Source: RefSeq, a predicted model, not a curated record
AUGGCCGAACAUUCCACCCAUAUUCGACACGUGCUCCUUUACGAGUUCGAAUCUGGCCACCCCGUUGCUGAAGCCCAUCGAAACUUAAGUCAAGUAUUCGGCACUGAAGCCCCUUCUGAACGGUUUGUGCACGCCUGGUUCCAGCGCUUCAAAACCGGAACCAAGAAACUCGAAGAUGAGUCUCGCUCUGGUCGACCGACUGCAAUAUCGUUCGACGAACAGAAGAAUCUGGCGGAGCAGCAUCCAUAUGAAGGUCUGCGGUAUUCUGCUGCCAGUCUUGGCAGUUCGCUGUCCACCGUAAGCAAUGGACUGCGAUCUCUCGGAAUGGUGAAAAAGCUCGGUCAGUGGCUCCCACAUACAUGGAGCGACGGCAACAGUCAAGACGCCUGGACAUCUGCACUCAGCUGCUCUCCAGAAUACGUUUUACUGAAAUUUGUGAUCGUUGAUGUAUUGAAACACGUGUUGGCCUAUACAGUGAUUUGCGGGGGCCAACCGAUGCGCCAAAUCAGUGCUUUUAUCCCCCAGAGAGAAGUCUGGCAACCAAAAUCGGAGCCAUGA